Messenger RNA from Chanos chanos (milkfish), 333 nucleotides. RefSeq names its product serine rich and transmembrane domain containing 1 (gene sertm1). The transcript has a single exon. Gene Ontology annotation, cellular component: intracellular membrane-bounded organelle. Lineage: Eukaryota; Metazoa; Chordata; Actinopteri; Gonorynchiformes; Chanidae. Bases 1 to 333 code for a protein of 110 amino acids. The record is from RefSeq and is a predicted model, not a curated record.
AUGUCUGGGAUGGACGCGUCUGUGGACGAGCUGAACGGCACGGAGCUGGACAACGGGACAUUUUUAAAGCUAAUGCCGACCUCCAUCUCCACGGCAGCCGCCGCGGCGUCGUCCGGACGUCCGGACAACGUUUACGUCUACGUCUCCAUCUUCCUCAGCCUCCUGGUCUUCCUCCUCACGCUCCUCAUCAUCGCCCUCCACAGGCUGAAGAACAUCAUUUCAUCCAGCUCCUCUUACCCGGAAUGCAGCAGCGAGGCCGGCAGCUCCUUCACCAACAUGGAGAUCUGCAGCCUGUCCUCCCAAAGAUCCACUGUCUCCUCUCUGUCGUCCUGA